AUGCUGGAGGAUCAGGUUUCGUACCUUUUACAGAGGUACCUUGGCAAUUAUGUCAGAGGUCUCAACAAAGAAGCUCUCAAAAUCAGUGUCUGGAAAGGUGAUGUAGAGCUGAAGAAUAUGCAGCUGAAACCGGAGGCUCUAAAUGCUUUAAAAUUGCCAGUGAAGGUUAAAGCAGGUUUUCUCGGAUCAGUGAAACUUAAGGUUCCGUGGAGUAGGCUUGGCCAAGAUCCUGUUUUAGUAUAUUUGGAUCGCAUUUUCUUAUUAGCUGAACCUGCAACACAAGUUGAGGGAUGUAGUGAAGAUGCAGUCCAAGAAGCUAAGAAGAGCCUAAUACAGGAGACGGAAUUGAAACUGUGGGAGAAGUCACAACAAAUACAGUCAGAAAUGAAUAAGUCAUGGUUGGGAUCCCUCAUCAGCACCAUUAUUGGAAAUUUGAAGCUUUCAAUUUCUAAUAUUCACAUCAGAUACGAAGACAGUGAGAGCAAUCCAGGGCACCCAUUCGCAGCUGGUGUUAGUUUGGACAAACUCUCGGCUGUGACAGUUGAUGAUAGCGGGAAAGAGACUUUUAUUACUGGAGGUGCACUAGAUCGCAUUCAGAAGUGUGUUGAACUUGAUCGGCUUGCCGUUUAUUUAGAUUCAGACAUUAUUCCAUGGCAUGUUGACAAAGCAUGGGAAGAUUUGCUUCCUUCUGAAUGGUUUCAGAUAUUUAAUUUUGGAACUAAAGAUGGGAAACCAGCAGAUACUUUGUCGCGAAAACACUCAUAUAUUCUGCAGCCGGUAACUGGGAAAGCAAAGUACUCAAAGCUGCAUUCGAGUGAAGUUGCUGAUAGCAAACAACCAUUGCAGACGGCUGUUGUGAAUUUGGAUGAUGUUACAAUCAGCUUAUCUAAGGAUGGAUACAGAGAUAUGAUGAAAUUAGCAGACAACUUCGCUACAUUUAAUCAACGUCUAAAGUAUGCUCAUUUCCGUCCACGGGUGCCAGUAAAAGUUGAUUCCAGGUCUUGGUGGAAGUAUGCUUACAGAGCUGUAUCUGAUCAGAUGAAAAAGGCAAGUGGAAAAAUGUCAUGGGAGCAAGUUUUAAGAUACACAAGGUUGCAGAAGAGAUAUAUUUCUCUCUAUGCUUCACUGCUCAAGUCUGACCCCAGUCAGGUUACAAUUAGCGGAAGUAGAGAGAUUGAAGAUCUAGAUCGUGAACUUGAUAUUGAACUUAUACUGCAAUGGAGAAUGUUGGCGCACAAGUUUGUGGAGAAAUCAGCGGAGUCAAAUCUUAAUGCGAGGAAACAGAAAGUGGGGAAAUCUUGGUGGUCAUUUGGAUGGACCGAUAACUCUCCUAAAGAGGAUACAGAGGAAUUCAAUUUCAGUGAAGAGGACUGGAACCAGUUAAAUAAAAUGAUUGGGUAUAAGGAGGGUGAUGAUGGGAAAUCAGAUGUAAAUAGCAAGGCAGAUGUUGUUCAUACUUUCCUAGUAGUUCACAUGAAUCACAAUGCUUCAAAACUUAUUGGGGAUGCAAAAGAGCCUGUUGCAGAAUUAUCAUGUGAGCAUCUUAGUUGCUCAAUAAAGCUUUAUCCGGAAACAAAGGUUUUUGACAUUAAAUUGGGUUCAUAUCAGUUAUUAUCUCCAAAAGGCCUCCUUGCAGAGAGUGCAACUUCCUAUGACUCAUUAGUUGGUGUCUUCAACUAUAAACCCUUUGAUGACAAGGUGGACUGGAGCUUGGUUGCCAAAGCUUCUCCAUGUUACAUGACUUUUGGACAGUAUAUGAAGGAUAGCAUUGAUCAAAUUGUGAAAUUCUUCGAAAGUGAUACUGCUGUAAGUCACACCAUUGCACUAGAAACUGCAGCUGCCGUGCAGAUGAAAAUUGAUGAAGUUAAGCGCACUGCCCAACAACAAAUGAACAAAGCAUUAAAGGAUCAUGCCAGGUUUUCAUUGGACUUGGAUAUUGCAGCUCCCAAGAUUACUAUUCCUACUGAUUUUUGUCCUGACAACGCCCAUGCUACAAAGCUUUUGUUGGAUCUAGGGAAUUUGAUGAUACGAACACAGGAUGACUAUCAAAAAGAAUCAGCCGAGGAUAAUAUGUAUUUGCGAUUUGAUUUGGUUUUAAGUGAUGUCUCUGCAUUUUUGUUUGACGGCGACUAUCAUUGGAGCCAAAUUUCUCUGAAUACAAAAACCCGUUCUACAACUGGUGAUUUCUAUCCCGUUAUUGACAGAUGCGGAGUCAUUCUGCAACUUCAACUGAUUCAGUCAGAGACUCCUCAUUAUCCUUCAAUGCGUCUUGCUGUGAGGCUUCCAACAUUAGCCUUUCAUUUUUCGCCUGCUCGGUAUCAUCGACUGAUGCAUGUAAUAAAGAUCUUUGAGGAGGGGGAUGGUGAGAGCUCAGAGUUUCUUCGUCCUUGGAAUCAAGCUGACCUAGAGGGGUGGUUAUCUCUUCUAACAUGGAAGGGUGUCGGAAUUAGGGAAGCUGUGUGGCAGAGGAGAUACUUCUGCUUAGUUGGGCCUUUUCUUUAUGUACUUGAAGGCCCCGACUCAAGAUCUUACAAGCAGUACACCAGCCUACGAGGGAAACAAGUAUAUCAAGUUCCACCAGAAUUUGUUGGUAAUGUAGAGCAUGUUUUGGUUGUUUGUAGUCCUACACGACCCAAUAAUAAGGUUGUGGAGGAUGCAAAUGCACUGAUUUUACGAUGUGAAUCUGAGGAGUCAAUGAAAACCUGGCAUAGUCGCCUACAAGGCGCUAUCUAUUAUGCAUCGAAUACUGAUCCUAUCUCUGGUCUAUCCGAAUCCUCAUCAGAACAUGAUUAUACUGAAUCAGAACAUAAUCACGGUGUGGUUGAUGUAGCAAUUGCUGAAAGAUUGUUUGUAACAGGUGUUCUUGAUGAAUUAAAGGUUUGCUUCAGUUAUAGUUACCAGUCUGAUCAGAGCUUAAUGAAGGUGCUUUUAAAUGAAGAGAAACGUUUAUUUGAAUUUCGAGCAAUAGGUGGUCAGGUGGAGGUUUCUAUCCGCGAGAGUGACAUUUUCAUUGGUACUAUCUUGAAGUCUCUGGAAAUAGAAGAUUUAGUUUGCUGUAAUAAACAAUCUCAGCCUUGUUUUUUGGCAAGAUCAUUUAUUGGAAAUGCUGACGAGAUUUCAUUAUUAUAUAAUACCACAAGAGAAAAUGUUGAUAGUAGUGGAAUAAUUCCUCUGGAAACUGAUGAUAAGUUUUAUGAGGCACCCGAAACUUUGGCAGAAAGUGCUGAUUAUUCUUCUUUGGAACUCCCAAAGUUCAGUCGCAUUACUGGACUUCUACCUAGUGAUGCUUCUUCUACUAGUACUAAGGAACUUAGUGACACAUUGGAGAGUUUUGUUAAAGCACAAAUUGUCAUCUAUGACCAGAACUCUACUCUGUAUAAUAACACAGAUAAGCAGGUUAUAGUGACUCUUGCUACCCUGACAUUUUUUUGCCGUAGACCAACAAUCCUCGCCAUUAUGGAAUUUAUCAAUUCUAUUAAUAUUGAGGAUAGAAAUCUUGCAACUUCUAGUGAGAGCUCUUCAGCCAUUAUUAAAAAUGAUGUAUCAAGAGAUCUGAAUGAUUUAAGUGCCACUACAGUUGAGGAACAUGCUGUGAAGGGCUUGCUUGGAAAAGGGAAAUCCAGAGUUAUGUUCAAUCUGACAUUAAAAAUGGCUCAGGCCCAAAUCCUUUUGAUGAUGGAAAAUGAAACCAAGCUUGCUUGUCUGUCUCAAGAGAGUUUGCUGACGGACAUCAAGGUCUUUCCUUCCUCCUUUAGCAUUAAAGCAGCCUUGGGGAAUCUGAAAAUAAGUGAUGAUAGCCUACCUAGCAGCCAUUUGUAUUACUGGGCAUGUGACAUGAGAAAUCCCGGGGGAAGAUCUUUUGUGGAGUUGGAGUUCACAUCUUACAGCAAUGAUGAUGAAGACUAUGAUGGUUAUGAUUUUAGUCUUUUUGGAGAGUUUUCUGAAGUGCGCAUUGUUUAUCUGAAUCGAUUUGUGCAAGAGGUUGUUGGCUAUUUUAUGGGUCUUGUUCCAAAUACCCCCAAAAGUGUCAUCAAAGUGACAGAUCAAGUGACAAAUUCAGAGAAAUGGUUUUCAGCUAGUGAAAUUGAAGGAUCGCCUGCUGUGAAGUUUGAUCUCUCUCUCUGGAAGCCAAUAAUAUUAAUGCCACGGAGAACAGAUAGCCUUGAUUUUUUGAGGCUUGACAUUGUUCAUAUAACUGUGAAGAACACCUUUCAGUGGAUUGGUGGAAGUAAAAGUGAAAUCAAUGCAGUGCACUUGGAAACUUUAAUGGUUCAGGUUGAAGACAUCAACUUAAAUGUUGGAACUGGAACAGACUUGGGCGAAAGCAUAAUUCAGGAUGUCAAUGGGCUAUCAGUGAUUAUUCAUAGGUCACUCCGAGACUUAUUGUGUCAGUUUCCAAGUGUGGAAGUCAUAAUCAAGAUUGAAGAGUUGAAAGCGGCAUUAUCAAAUAAAGAGUAUGAGAUUAUUACAGAGUGUUCUAUAUCCAACUUUUCAGAGGUUCCACAUAUUCCUCCACUGCCAAAUCAAUAUUCCUCCAUGGUAUUAAAUAACGCAACUGUAGAUAUUGUCCCCGAGGUUGCAAGUGGUGAUGCUUCACGGACCUCAGUUGUUGAGUCCUCUACUCUUCUGAAAGUUUGUGUGUCCAUAAAUCUGGUUGAGUUGAGCUUAUAUACAGGGGUAACAAGAGAUGCAUCUCUGGCCACCGUACAGGUCAGCAGUGCAUGGCUACUGUACAAAUCCAGUACAGCAGGAAAUGGAUUCCUUUCUGCAACACUACAAGGUUUCAGUGUUUUUGAUGACCGGGAAGGAGUUGAACAAGGAUUUCGGUUAGCAAUAGGAAAGCCUGAGAGCAUUGGAGCCAGUCCUCCAAGUACACUGUCGUAUUAUGAAAAUCAGGAGUCAAUUGAUAGUAGCUCAAGUAAAGGGAAUAAUUUUGAACCAGUUCAAACAAUGCUCAUUGUUGAUAUGAAAUUUGGUCCGGAUUCAACAUUUGUUUCUGUGUGUAUCCAGAGACCUCAGUUACUUGUUGCACUAGAUUUUCUUCUUGCUGUAGUUGAGUUUUUUGUUCCAACAGUCAGCAGUAUGCUAUCAUUUGAAGAACACAAUUCCUCCAUGCUGGAUGCAAUCAUCAUAGAUCAGUCUAUCUACAAGCAACCUUGUGCUGAAUUUUCCCUCUCACCUCAAAAGCCUUUAAUAGUUGAUGAUGAGAAUUUUGAUCAUUUCAUUUAUGAUGGGGAUGGUGGAAUUCUAUAUUUAAAAGAUGGGCGGGGUUUGAAUCUUACAUCAGCUAGCUCAGAGGCUAUAAUCUAUAUUGGAAAUGGGAAAAAAUUGCAAUUUAGAAAUGUUGUUAUUAAGGGUGGACAGCACUUGGAUUCUUGUGUUUUUCUUGGGGCAAAUAGUAGUUAUUCAGCUUUAAAUGAUGACCAUGUCUAUUUGGAACAAUCAGUUGAAAGUCCUCAGGCAAUAUCUCCGAGAGGUAGCGUGCAUGAAGUACCAUCCCAGAAUAAUGCAGCUAAUAGCUCUGCGGAGGUUAUCCUUGAGCUUCAGGCUGUUGGUCCAGAGCUUACAUUUUAUAACACAUCAAAAGAUGUAGGGGAAUCAUCAAACUUGUCUAAUAAACUUCUACUAGCACAGUUGGAUGCAUUUUGCAGGCUUGUUUUGAAGGGUAACAAUACUGAGAUGAGUGCAGAUGUACUUGGUUUGGCUAUGGAGAGUAAUGGAAUCAGGAUUCUGGAGCCAUUUGAUACAUCUUUGAAGUACUCGAAUGCUUCUGGGAAGACCAAUAUACAUUUAUCUGUUUCUGAUAUAUUCAUGAAUUUCACGUUCAGUAUCUUGAGACUAUUUCUAGCAGUGGAAGAUGAUAUUCUAUCAUUUUUGAGGAUGACAUCGAAGAAAAUGACUAUUGUUUGUUCUCACUUUGACAAAGUUGGAGUCAUAGAAAAUCCUUAUAAUGAUCAAAUUUUUGCCAUUUGGAGACCCCACGCUCCUCCUGGUUUUGCUGUACUUGGUGACUACCUGACACCACUAGACAAACCACCUACGAAAGGAGUUCUUGCAGUAAAUACCAAUUCUAUUACAGUUAAGAGACCCAUUAGUUUCAGAUUGGUUUGGCCACCUUUAGUUUCUUCGGGCAAUACAGGUGAAGAAAUGGACAUUUCUGAUUUAUCAGGGGAAACUGAGGCAGAUGGUAGCUGUUAUAUUUGGUUCCCUGAAGCUCCCAAAGGUUAUGUGGCACUAGGCUGUUUAGUUACUCAAGGAAGGACGCCUCCUCCUCUAUCUUCUGCUCUUUGCAUUCCUUCUUCUUCUGUAUCUCCAUGUUCAUUAAGGGAUUGUAUCAUAAUUGGCAUGACUAAUAUAUCCUCAUCCAGUGUGGCAUUUUGGCGAGUGGAUAAUUCUUUUGGCACUUUCUUGCCAGUUGAUCCUACUACACAUAGUUUGAUGAGUAAAGCUUACGAAUUGCGUUGCAUUAAACGUUCAGAGCCUGUUGCAAGCUUUCAGUUAAUAUGGUGGAAUCAGGGAUCAAAUUCAAGAAAGAGGUUAUCCAUAUGGCGUCCAAUUGUCCCAAUGGGAAUGAUAUAUUUUGGAGAUAUAGCUGUUAAAGGGUAUGAGCCUCCUAAUACCUGCCUUGUUCUUCAUGAUUCUAGAGAUGAAAAUAUUUUUAAAACUCCCCUAGAUUUUCUACUUGUUGGACAAAUUAAAAAGCAGAGGGGAAUGGAAAGUAUGUCAUUCUGGCUUCCCCAAGCUCCUCCUGGUUUUGUUUCCUUGGGCUGUGUUGCUUGUAAAGGGAAACCUAAGCAAAAUGAGUUUAGCACAUUAAGAUGCAUGCGCAGUGAUUUGGUUGCUGGAGAUAAGUUUCUUGAAGAAAGUGUGUGGGAUACGUCAGAUGCAAAGCAUAUAAAAGAGCCAUUUAGCAUAUGGACUGUUGGCAAUGAGUUGGGGACUUUUAUUGUCCGUGGUGGUUUCAAAAGACCCCCAAGAAGAUUUGCUUUGAAGCUAGCAGAUUUUAGCAUGCCAAGUGGUUCAGAUGCGACAAUCAUUGAUGCUGGAAUUGGAACCUUCUCAAUUGCUCUUUUUGAUGACUACAGUGGUUUGAUGGUUCCUUUGUUCAAUAUAUCUUUGAGUGGAAUAACAUUUAAUUUGCAUGGGCGAACUGGGUAUCAGAAUUGCACUGUCGGUUUCUCCUUGGCUGCCAGAUCAUACAAUGAUAAGUAUGAAGCCUGGGAGCCCCUGGUUGAGCCUGUAGAUGGCUUCUUAAGGUACCAAUAUGAUCUCAACGCCCCAGCUUAUGCAAGCUGGAACAACCUUAGCAAUGUUCAUGAAGGUUAUCAAAAUCGAGAUGCAUUUUCUCCAAAAUAUGGUGGUAACUCUACAAGUGACGCUAUCCACAAGAGAAAUUAUUAUAUAAUCCCACAAAACAAACUUGGUCAGGAUAUAUUUAUACGUGCUACGGAAGCCAGUGGACUGCAAAAUAUAAUUAUGAUGCCAUCUGGGGAUAUGAAGGCCGUGAAAGUACCUGUGUCCAAAGAUAUGCUAGAAUCUCAUUUGAGGGGUGAACUUUGUAGGAAAGUAAGAACAAUGGUGACGAUCAUCAUAGCAGAAGCACAGUUUCCUCAAGUUGGAGGCUCAGAUUCUCAGCAAUAUGCGGUGGCUGUCCGGCUUUCUCCUAAUCCAAGUCUCCCUAAUGAUGCAUUGGUUCAUCAACAGAGUGCGCGCACAUGUGGAAGAAGGGCAAAUCAAUCGUUUCCUUCUGAUCUCGAGUUAGUCCAGUGGAAUGAAAUAUUUUUCUUCAAAGUUGAUUCACUGGAUUACUAUACUUUGGAAUUGAUUGUGACAGAUAUGAGUGAAGGAGUUCCAAUUGGGUUUUUCUCAGCCUCCUUGAGUGAGAUAGCAAAAACUAUUGAGGAUUCCUCAUAUUCCCAAAAAUUUUCCUAUAAGCUGAACUGGAUAGAUUUGUCUGCUGACGAUUCACUGUCCAUGGAUGCUCAUCAGAAGAAGACUCGCAAAUUACGUUGUGCUAUACUAAUGCAUAGUUCUGAAGCCCAGAAUAGCAACCAACAGUCUAACUAUGAUGUCCAUAAAUCUGGGUUUAUUCAAAUUAGUCCUAGCAAGGAAGGUCCUUGGACUACUGUAAGGCUAAAUUAUGCUGCCCCUGCUGCUUGCUGGAGGUUGGGUAAUGCUGUUGUUGCCAGUGAAGCUAGUGUAAAGGAUGGUAAUAGAUAUGUCAAUAUUCGAUCUCUGGUCUCUGUUCGUAACAGCACAGACUUUGUUCUCGAUUUGCGUCUCACUUCAAAAAUUCCAUCUGAAAAAAUGAAUUUGCUGAAAAAUUCAAGUGAUUCUGAAUCCAGUGUAACAGAGAGCUACAAAAUUCAGACAGAUGAGUUUUAUGAGAUACAAAAGUUAACUGCACACAAUGGUUGGGUUCGUUGGUCAGAUUCUCCUGAGCAGCAUAUCUCAGACAAGGGAAAAUCCCAUCAGGAUUUUCCUGAAAUUGAUCUACCGCCAGGUUGGGAAUGGGUUGAUGAUUGGCAUUUGGAUAGAAAGUCUACGAAUACUUCUGAUGGUUGGAUUUAUGCUCCUGAUAUUGAGAGUUUGAGAUGGCCGGAAUCUUUUGAUCCAAAGAAUUCUUCUAAUUCUGCUAGGCAGGGGAAAUGGCUAAGAAACAGGAAGCUGAUAGCAGACGAUCUUAAGCAUGAAAUAUCGGUUGGGCUACUCCAACCAGGAGAAGCUGCUCCGCUUCCUUUAUCUUGCUUGACACAGUCUAUACAAUAUUUCUUGCAAUUAAGGCCCGGCUCAUCAGAAACACUGUUAGAGUACUCUUGGAGUACUGUAAUGGACAGACCUAGGCUAUCAGAGGAUGUUGGCAUUAGGGAGCAAUGCUCAAAUCUGUGUGUUUCAGCUCUUUCAGAGUCAGAGGAACUAUUGUGCUGCACUGAGAUGCAUGGAACCUCAGGUGGUUCCCACAAGUUCUGGUUCUGUGUAAGCAUACAAGCAACUGAGAUUGCUAAAGACAUGCAUUCUGAUGCUAUUCAGGAUUGGUGUUUGGUGGUCAAAUCCCCGCUAACGAUUAGCAAUUUUCUUCCCCUUGCUGCUGAAUAUUCAGUUCUUGAAAUGCAACCAAGUGGUCAUUUUCUUACAUGUUCAAGAAGUGUAUUUUUAUCUGGAAAAACGGUGCAAAUAUACAGUGCUGAUAUUAGGAAACCUUUGUUCUUAUCCUUGCUUCCACAAAGGGGUUGGCUUCCCGUACAUGAAGCUGCUCUUAUAUCUCAUCCUAAUGGGAAUCCAUCAAAAACAAUUAGUUUGAGAAGUUCAAUAUCUGGAAGGGUUAUCCAAAUUAUUCUCGAACAGAACUAUGACAAGGAGUGCGUUUUCCUGGCGAAAACAAUUAGAGUCUAUGCUCCUUAUUGGUUAGGAGUAGCUAGAUGUCCUCCACUUACAUUUAGGAUUCUUGAAACAUCAGCAAAAAGAAGAAUGCAAAAAAAAAAUGGAUCUGUCCUUGAAGAAAUAACUGAAGAGGAAAUUUAUGAUGGCCACACACUUGUAUCUGCUUUAAACUUUAAUAUGUUGGCCUUAUCAGUAGCCAUUUCUCAAUUAGGAACUGAGCAGUUUGGACCUGUUAAAAGUCUUGCUCCACUUGGUGAUAUGGAUGGUUCUUUGGAUAUAUAUGCAUAUGAUGGUGAUGGAAAUUGCUUGCGGCUGAUUAUUUCUACAAAGCCAUGCUUCUUUCAGUCUGUUCCAACUAAGAUAAUUUCUGUUCGGCCAUUUAUGACUUUCACAAAUAGAGUUGGUCAAGAUAUCUUCAUCAAGUUAAGCACUGAAGAUGAACCGAAGGUUUUGCGUGCUUCUGAUUCAAGGAUGUCCUUUGUCUGUCGUGGAGCUGGUGGACCCGAAAAACUCCAGGUGAGACUAGAAGGUGCCAAUUGGUCAUACCCCUUUCAAAUUUUAAGAGAAGACACAAUUUCUCUUGUUUUGAGGAUGAACGAUGGUACUCUUAGAUUUUUAAGAACUGAAAUCCGUGGAUAUGAAGAAGGAACCCGGUUUGUGGUGGUAUUCCGCCUUGGAUCAACUGAUGGUCCCAUCAGAAUCGAAAACAGAACAACAGACAAGGCACUUAGCAUUCGACAGUCUGGAUUUGGUGAAGAUUCCUGGAUUCCGUUGAAACCUCUCUCAUCUACUAACUUUUCUUGGGAAGAUCCAUACGGCGAUAAGUUUUUAGAUGCUAAACUUAGUGAGGAAGAUAGCAAUGCAAUUUGGAAACUUGAUUUGGAAAAGACUGGAUUGUGCUCAGCUGAAUUUGGAAUGCAAUUACAUGUUUUCGAUGUGGGAGACAUAAUAGUUGCAAAAUUCAGAGAUGAUAAGAUGCUCAGUUCUAGCUCAUUUGAAGAGAUUAGAGACCCAACACCAACUGAAAAAUGGGGAGUUUCUUCUGUUCAUGCUGAGAUGCAAAACAGUGUUACACCGUUUGAGCUCAUAAUUGAGUUAGGAGUAGUUGGAAUUUCUUUGGUGGACCACAGACCAAAGGAGCUCUCCUAUUUAUACUUAGAAAGGGUGUCCUUAACGUAUUCAACUGGCUAUGAUGGUGGAAGGACAAGCAGGUUCAAACUUAUAUUUGGUUAUUUGCAACUCGACAACCAGCUCCCUCUUACCUUAAUGCCUGUGCUCUUGGCACCAGAUCAGACCUCUGAUGUGCAACACCCAGUAUUCAAGAUGACAAUUACCAUGCAGAAUGAGAAUAAAGAUGAAGUUCAAGUUUACCCAUAUGUUUAUAUACGGGUAACAGAAAAGUGCUGGAGACUUGAUAUUCAUGAACCUAUUAUCUGGGCUAUUGCUGAGUUCUACAACAAUUUACAGUUGAACCGCUUGCCUAAAAGUUCAGCAGUCACAGAAGUUGAUCCAGAAAUACGUUUUGACCUAAUUGACGUAUCGGAAGUAAGGUUGAAGUUGUCACUGGAGACUGCUCCAGGACAAAGACCUCACGGGGUCCUAGGCAUAUGGAGUCCUAUACUUUCCGCUGUUGGAAAUGCCUUCAAGAUCCAGGUACAUUUGAGGAGGGUAAUGCACAGAGACAGAUUCAUGCGGAAAAGUUCUAUCGUUCCUGCCAUUGGAAAUCGCGUUUGGAGAGAUUUGAUUCACAACCCUUUGCAUUUAAUAUUUUCAGUUGACGUGCUAGGUAUGACUAGUUCAACCCUGGCUUCUCUUAGCAGAGGAUUUGCUGAGCUCUCCACUGAUGGACAAUUUCUACAACUACGUGCAAAGCAGGUUAGAUCAAGGAGAAUUACUGGGGUUGGGGAUGGGAUCAUGCAAGGAACAGAAGCUCUUGCUCAAGGAUUUGCUUUUGGGGUUUCUGGUGUGGUGAGAAAGCCUGUCGAAAGUGCCCGACAGAAUGGUCUCUUAGGGUUGGCUCAUGGGCUUGGCCGUGCAUUUUUAGGUUUCAUUGUGCAGCCAGUAAGCGGGGCACUGGAUUUUUUCUCAUUGACUGUUGAUGGAAUUGGUGCAAGCUGUUCCAAGUGCCUUGAGGUUUUCAACAGCAGGACUACCUUCCAAAGAAUUAGAAAUCCUCGGGCUAUACAUGCUGAUGGGAUACUCAGAGAGUAUUAUGAGAGAGAAGCUAUUGGUCAGAUGGUGCUUUAUCUAGGAGAGGCAAGUCGGCAAUUUGGCUGUACUGAGAUUUUCAAGGAACCCUCAAAAUUCGCAUUGUCAGAUUAUUAUGAAGAACAUUUUACUGUACCUCAUCAGAGAAUUGUUGUAGUAACCAACAAACGAGUCAUGUUGCUGCAGUGUCUUGCUCCUGAUAAGAUGGAUAAAAAGCCUUGCAAAAUUAUGUGGGAUGUACCUUGGGAUGAGUUGAUGGCAUUGGAGUUAGCAAAAGCAGGCAGUUCUCAACCCUCUCAUUUGAUCCUCCAUCUAAAACAUUUCCGGAGAUCUGAAAAUUUUGUUAGAGUGAUAAAAUGCAGUAGUGUGGAAGAAUUUGAGGGAAGAGAACCCCAAGCUCUAAAGAUUUGUUCAAUAGUGCGUAAAACGUGGAAGGCACAUCAGUCUGACAAGAGAAGCUUGAUUCUGAAAGUUCCUUCAAGUCAGAGACAUGUAUACUUUUCCUGGACUGAAGUGGAUAGUAGAGAACCACGCACCUUAAAUAAGGCCAUUAUUAGUUCAAGAGAAAUAUCAUCAUCUAGCACUGCAUCUGAUGACAGGCGAUUCGUCAGACAUGGAAUUACUUUUAUCAAGAUAUGGAGCAGUGAACGAGAAUACAAAGGCCGAUGUUCGUUAUGCAAAAAACAGACCCCUGAAGAUGGUGGAAUUUGUAGCAUUUGGAGGCCUGUGUGUCCUGAUGGGUAUACUUAUAUUGGGGAUAUUGCUCAUGUUGGCAUCCAUCCUCCAAAUGUUGCUGCUAUCUACCGCAAGAUUGAUGAAUUUUUUGCUCUCCCCGUGGGAUACGACCUGGUGUGGAGAAAUUGCUUUGAAGAUUAUGUCAGUCCGGUGUCAAUUUGGCACCCACGAGCACCAGAUGGAUUUGUGUCUCCUGGAUGUGUUGCCGUUGCUGGUUAUUUGGAACCAGAACCUGAUCUUGUUCAUUGUAUUGCUGAGUCUCUGGUUGAGGAAACACAAUUUGAAGAUCAAAAAGUUUGGUCUGCACCUGACUCAUAUCCAUGGGCCAGUCAUAUCUAUCAAGUACAGAGUGAUGCUCUACAUUUUGUGGCUCUACGACAAACCAAGGAAGAAUCUGACUGGAAGCCCAAAAGGGUCCGUGAUGGCCCUCACUCUCAGUUGCAAUCACCGUAG
Vicia faba (fava bean) is the source of this 12777-nucleotide messenger RNA. NCBI's taxonomy places the organism in Eukaryota, Viridiplantae, Streptophyta, Magnoliopsida, Fabales, Fabaceae. The record is from the annotation of a GenBank genome assembly.